CGUGUUGUACCAGAGAAAUCAGCAUUCCGCGCGGUUGGGCUCGGAAGAUACAUUCCUGAUGGACAGCACAAGACACAUCGUCCACUUUACUUAAGUACUCACUUUGCAAUACACCGCGAGUAGUAUCCGACCACCAUAUCUCGCAUCCAUCCCCAUGAUCUCGGAUCUUCUUUUCCGUGUGCGUCGCCAGCUCAGCCCAGCCAUGUAUGGUGAAGUCGUCGAGUGCGAACUUCCCGACCACGAUGAUCCUGUUGCAGCCAAGUGCAUUUCGCUUGCAAGAGCAGCCGACGCUCGAGCUCGAGUUCAAGGCACAAGAGAGAUCGACAACCCGUUCCAAGAGCAACGCGUGGCCGCACUGCUAGCGGCCAACGGUGGCCACCGCAACGUGGUGCAGCCCUACUAUCACUUUAUCCGCGAUCAGACAUUGUACCUCGUCAGCGAGCUGUGUGGAGAUGGAGAUCUUCAUUCCCUCGUAGCUGCGAAAGUCGACGCAUCGACAUUCCUGACCAAGCAAGAGGUGCUAUCGCACAUGCACCAAGUACUGCAAGGUGUCUACUAUCUACACACGGUGCUGGGUAUCGCCCAUCGAGAUUUGUCUUUGGAGAACGUAUUGUUGAGUCGAGGUGUGUGCAAGAUCACGGAUUUCGGGCUCUCUACAGACGCUCGGAUCAUUUGCGAUAGUGGCCAAGUUGGUAAGGAAUACUACAUGGCACCGGAGAUCGUGGCAGGCGAGCGGUAUGACCCCGCUCUGGCCGACGUGUGGUCGCUAGGGAUCAUGUGGUUUAUCAUGCUCACAGGUUCCCCGCUGCUGCCUCUCGCCUCGCCCUCCAUGAAGGGCUUCAAGGCCGUAGCUGAGCAUGGCGUAGGUGCCGUUAUCGUGUCAUGGGGCCAUUCAAAGCGCAUCUCGACCAGCACCAUCUCGCUGCUGGAAAAGAUGCUCCAGAUCGAUCCGCAUAGACGAAUUUCGCUGGGCCAAGUGCUAACCGAUCCCGUGUUUGCCAAGCUGAAGGAGUAAAGCUUACGAUACAAAGUCGACUCGAAAUCGAGCAGUGGUCCUGAAAUGUGAAACUUGAAUCCACUCUACGAGUUAACGUUAAAUCAUAGUGAAUUUAGCACUGUAAAGGGACAAUUACCUCAUCGAAAGAUAAAGGUUAUUUGAGGAUA
Messenger RNA from Phytophthora nicotianae INRA-310, 1164 nucleotides. RefSeq names its product serine/threonine protein kinase. The transcript has a single exon. Bases 155 to 1015 code for a protein of 286 amino acids. NCBI's taxonomy places the organism in Eukaryota, Oomycota, Peronosporomycetes, Peronosporales, Peronosporaceae. The record is from RefSeq and is a predicted model, not a curated record. Gene Ontology annotation, biological process: protein phosphorylation. Gene Ontology annotation, molecular function: ATP binding; protein kinase activity.